This is a messenger RNA of Arvicanthis niloticus (Nile rat), 987 nucleotides long. RefSeq names its product olfactory receptor 14J1-like. Gene Ontology annotation, biological process: G protein-coupled receptor signaling pathway. Gene Ontology annotation, molecular function: olfactory receptor activity; G protein-coupled receptor activity. The record is from RefSeq and is a predicted model, not a curated record. Gene Ontology annotation, cellular component: membrane. NCBI's taxonomy places the organism in Eukaryota, Metazoa, Chordata, Mammalia, Rodentia, Muridae.
GCAACCACAAUUUCUGUUUUCAAAAUGAUUGUGAAAAAUGUAACCAAAAUGAGUGGAUUUCUCCUCAUGGGGUUCUCUGACAACCAUGAGCUGCAGAUCUUGCAGGCUUUGCUCUUCUUGGUGACAUACCUAUUGGGCUCAGCAGGGAACUUCAUCAUUAUCACCAUCACAACACUGGACCCACAGCUCCAGUCUCCAAUGUAUUACUUUCUGAAGCACCUUUCCAUUCUGGACUUCUCAUCCCUCUCUGUCACAGUUCCCCAGUAUAUUGAGAGUUCCCUGGCAGGAAGUGGAUACAUUUCAUAUGGCCAGUGUAUGCUGCAGAUUUUUUUCUUUUCAGCUUUUACCUGGGGUGAGCUGGCCAUUCUCACAGUGAUGUCAUAUGAUCGUUAUGUAGCUGUCUGCCUUCCACUCCACUAUGAGGUCAUCAUGUGUUCUAGAAUGUGUAGGUGGGCUGUGACAGUUGUCUGGCUAAGCAGUGGCAUUCCAGGAACUCUGUAUAUAGCAACCAUAUUCUCUAUCAGAUUCUGUGGGGCCAAAAUAAUUCACCAAUUCUUCUGUGAUGUUCCCCAGUUGCUCAAGCUCACCUGCUCUAAUGAUUACCUUGUAACAAUGGGAGUGGCUGAUUUUCUGGCUGCAAUGGGCUUUGCCUGCUUUAUUGGGAUUGUCAUCUCCUAUGUCCACAUAUUCUCCACAGUUCUCAGGAUGCCCUCUGCUGAAAGCAGGUCUAAGGUCUUCUCUACUUGCCUGCCCCACCUUUUUGUUGUCUCAUUGUUUCUUUCUACAGGCACCUUUGCAUAUCUAAACACAACCUCAGACUCUCCAACUGCUUUAGAGUUCUUAUUUUCUGUCUUUUACACAGUACUACCUCCAACUCUCAACCCUGUUAUUUACAGUUUGAGAAAUGAGACCAUAAAGAGUGUUGUAAUGAAGUUACUGUUGAGUACAAAAUUCACUGGUUAGAAUCAUUUUCCCUGUUGUUACUGA